CUUCACAUACAAAACUUGUCUCUGAAUGCAGCUCGCUGUGCACCAAGGACAUACUGUCCUUUACACCUUGAGCGCCUUUAGCACUACUACUACGGUCCAGACAACCGCGCUGGGUUACUACCAUAGUUUGUCAGUUCUCGCCUCGCUUGGCAUUGUGGCGCAAAUAGUACCUACGUUUAUGCUUUAGCUUCCUCGCUAUGGCCUCAGGUGACCACACAAAGGGGCUUUACUGGCCAAGCUCCGCCGAAGACUCCGCGAGCAGGCCUCAGGCUGCGGCAUCCUGCGAGGCCCCAAGCGAUAGUGGAGGGCGCAGCCUUGCAAGACACUCGCCCAAGCGUAGCUCGCACGGUUGGGCAGUUUCGAGCGAUUCAGCUUCGCCCGCGCUGCCAGCGUUCGCACGGACGAGUACCGACUCCCAGGAGACCUUUAAUUCUCGACCUGAUACAUGCAUCGACCAGCCUACAAACGCGAGCGGCGGAGGCGGUGCGCAGCGAGCGGCUCUCACAAGCUGGUCGCAGAGCUGGUCGGACGGCAGUUGGCCGCUGAGCAAGGCGCACGCUUGGUCGACCCUGUCAUCGCUGUCACGAGCGGAGCUACUGGUGGUCAAUGAUGAGCUGAAUGCUCUUGAGUCGUCAAUUCGUCGCGAGCUGGCGCGGACGAAGGCCGACUUCGCGCAGCAUGUAAACCGUCCGCGGCCCGGCCCCGCUGAGUUGCAGGCGUCGAGCCCAGUGAGCGCCACGCCUGUACAGCUUCAGAGGGCCAGACUCUGUAACGAGCUGCGGCCAAGCCAGGCGUGCGCGUCGGUUGGCAGGGGCCCCAGAAGUGGCGGCCGCACGGACGGCUGCGCAGCAGUGGGCUACGGCGCCGGCUCCACACACCGUGCAGCAGCCAACGGCAGCGGUGGGCCGCCAGGCCCCCAGCAGCAGCGGCAGCCGGCCUCGCACCCGGCGCCUGCCACGGCACCCGCCACGACUCCCUCAGCGUCAAUUCCCCACGACGGCGGCCUUGGUGCAGGUGGCGGGAGCUACCUCCAUAUUCAGCCGGCCGCUGGCGGUGUCAUUACUGCCAUUACCAAGGAGCAUGUGCAUGCCGUGUGCGCCGCCAUCGGGAGCUACCCGCACCCGCCGCCGCCACAACGCGCCCAGCAGCUGGCGCGGUGCACCAGACCCUCCCAGCGCAGCAGCGAGCCCGCGAUGCCACCUGCCACUCCCAGGGCACUGAUGCCGCCGCCACCGCCGCCGCCAAUGCAUCAGCGCCUGCCGGCGCCGACGCUGGGCGUGGAUGCAGGGCGCGGCAGCAGCGCUGUGUCGGCGGCGGCGGCGGCGGCGGCGGACACCCUCCGCCAGAAUGCCACCUGGCGUCAGGCGGCGCCGCUGCCGCCGCGACCGGUGCCCGCGGCCGCGGCUUCCGGCCGCCGUGGCGCAACGGUGACGCGGAGUGCCGUGGACUGGGUGGCCCUGGGGCGCGCGGUGGGGCGCAGACCCAUGCAGCCGUCUGACGCGAUGUCCAUGCCGUCGCCACCGCAGCGCCCGCCGCCGCCGUCGUCGCUAUUGCUGCCGCCCGCUCGUGCGGGCGCCGUUGCUCCUCCUGCGGCGGUGACCAUGGUUCCGCUGUCUGGCGCAAAGCGUGAUGCGGCGGCCAUGACCGCAGAGUUGGCCUGGGGCGGCGUUAAGGCCGCGCCGCAGGCGCGGCAGCAGCAGCCGGCGGCAUCGCCGCCGCGUGCACUGCAGCGGCAGCAGCCGCAUUCGCUGCCGCAGCCGCUGCGGCCGCAGCCGCAGCAGCCGCAGCAGCCGCAGCACGUGUGUAGCCCGCAGGCUGCCGAGGGCGCGGCAGCCCUUGCAGCUAUUAUGAUGCUGCUGCGACGGACGCAGCAGCAACAGCAGCAGAAGGACCCCGCGCAGAAGCGCCAAAGGCUGAUGCAAUGAAGCGGUUCAGGAAAGCAUCAGAACAAUACGCACGUGUCUCAUACUGUGGAUGGCAGAUUGUACCACUGCAUGCCGAGGUGUCCAGGAGUGUCAAGCAUUUGCAGAACGGUUAUUUUGUGCCUUGACUAGUGUGGGUUAGUCCUCUUGCCGUUGCAGCAAAACUGCUGGCGCAUGUGUAAGAUUGAAGCACCACCCGAAUGUCACUCGGGUGUCAGAGCGCACGGGAAGAACACGACGUCUGUGUAUGCUAGGCGGUGUAGCUCUCGCAGUGUUACCUCAGAAUCCUGUGGGUGUUUGAUUCUGCUUUCCCGGUUGGGCAAGUGCCAGCAGCCCAGCACAACUUUGCACACCAAGAACGCAUGCACCACUAAGAUCUUGGCAGUGCACCAUAUCUUUAUCGCUUGUCAUGACGGUCCCCGUCGUGCUUGGUAAGACUGCAUACUAUUAUGAGCAGUGAACUGCGCGUACGCGGGCGCAUCCGGAGGAGUGUGGGCGCGGGAUACAGCCAUCCGCACCUGCUCCCUUCGUCGGCGCCGGAAUGCUGAAAGAAAGGCUGCAGUACGUAGUAGCAAUACGGGUUAUUGUUUCGUUCUUGUGGUCUUACUGUCCAAGGGACUGGAGAAGAGAGAGUUGGUUGCCACUUACCGCACCUGUGCGGAUAGCAUGGGUUUGCUUCCAGUGCAAGCACAGGCACGCAUGGACAGGGGUGUCCCAGGGGGGGAGGGGGCUUGGCUCCUCCGAACUUCGCUCCUCUCCAGGGGGAGCUGGCGUGAGGCAAUGGUAAUCAGGAAAGCACCCAGAGCACGUGGCACGUGGCGGAGUGCUGCUGUGUCGCAGUGGCCGCUGAUGUUUCGUGACCUCAGCAAGGUUUGAGACAGGCUUGAGAGGGUGCCCGAGUGGUGGUGGCGACAGGUGGGAGGUGUCGAGCUCGGUCCCAGAGGCAAAGCGCUGUGCGUGCUGGUGCAUGGGAACAAGGGCGCAAGCCGCUAGGUGUCGCGGGCCUUGCGCUUGCCGGCAUGGUGGGGAAAAGCUAGCAGGGCGGCGUCGUCUCCAGAGAACGGGUGUGCCCCGAACCCAUGUGGACACCAGCGCAAGCUACACGUAAGUACUGUACGGUAUGUAAGAAGACGAAGAAUUGUCUCGUGCUAGCCGCUAACACGAGCGAGCGAGGCAUAGUGGUGCCUUCGGCAAGGGGUGUGUUGUGUUGGGGGGCGCAGGGGACGGGAGUUCCUUUCAGGCGAGGUUUGACAGCAGCGGCGGGGGCGCGUGCGCGCAUCUUGAUAGCGGAGGGGGCGGGAAAGGCCACGUGGAGGAGGAGAGCGCAGCGCCGCCUAAGAAGCGGCGCAAGCGCGCAAUGUUGGGGAGCCGGCUGGUCAGCUGGUGUCUAGGUAGCGGUCCGCGAUGGGGUUGGCAGGGCAUGUGUAGCGGCAUGACAAGUAGUGCGGCUGUUGACAACUGUGCUGCGUCUGGCUGCGGUUGGCUCUGCUGUGGCAUCGCGAUUGCUAGGCAGCUGGUUUGGCUAUGUGCCUGUGGAAGCCGACCCCGGCUAUGUCCGGGCGAUGAGGUUGUUCGGCCUCAGACUGUGGAGGGGCUCCCUGGGGGCUCAGCCCCUUUUCCCGUGACCGGGGAACACUUGUCCAGCAGCGUGGCUCGACCUCCAGUUCUGACUUCUAA
Chlamydomonas reinhardtii is the source of this 3599-nucleotide messenger RNA. RefSeq lists its product as uncharacterized. Lineage: Eukaryota; Viridiplantae; Chlorophyta; Chlorophyceae; Chlamydomonadales; Chlamydomonadaceae. The coding region runs from base 198 to 1925 and encodes 575 amino acids. The transcript is spliced from 2 exons. The record is from RefSeq and is a predicted model, not a curated record.